Gossypium arboreum is the source of this 438-nucleotide messenger RNA. RefSeq lists its product as uncharacterized. The transcript has a single exon. The record is from RefSeq and is a predicted model, not a curated record. NCBI's taxonomy places the organism in Eukaryota, Viridiplantae, Streptophyta, Magnoliopsida, Malvales, Malvaceae. Bases 1 to 438 code for a protein of 145 amino acids.
AUGGGCCGUGGUCGUGGAGCACCAGACAGAGGUUCUGGUCAUACUAAGGCGAGGCAGCCAACUCUGGUUUAUGCUGUACAUCACCGAGUGGAUGGAGACGCCCCAGAUGUUAUUACGGAUACGUUAUUUAUCCAUAAUGUACCUUAUAAUGCACUGAUUGAUGUUAGGUCUACACAUUCUUAUAUAACAUGCACUGUGUUUGAGACUUUGGGUAUAAUAGUUGAAACCAAUGCGAGUGAGGUUAUUGUGUUGAGUCCAUUAAGGCAGUCAGUGAAGGUAAAUAAAUUGUUCAGAGAUGUACCUUUAGAGGUUCAAGGAACCAUCUUUUUGGCAGAUUUAAUGGAACCCCCUUUUAGAGAAUUCGACUCAAUACUAGGCAUGGAUUGGCUGGUUGAGCAUCAAAUGAAUUUGAAUUGUGCUACAAACGGGUGGUACUGA